AUGCAUCGGUUCGUCCUGUUUUGUAUAGUGCUUUUCGCUCAUUUGGCGAACAGCGAAGAAACGGAGAAAGAACUCGAAGAAGGAAGAGGCAAAGCGAAGUACGCGUUGUUAAUUCACUUCUUCUACGUCGUCGCGACAAAGCUGUUCGUUCUGAAGAUCGUGUACGGGGCGAUCUUCUACGUGCUACUGACGAAGGCGUGGCACUUCGUGAUAUGGCUCAUCCACUACAUGAAGGAGAAGAAGCAUUCGCACGAGCACCACUUCGAGCCGGAUCACGGGUAUCACCACGAUCACCACGAUCACCACGAUCACCACGAGUACUUCGACCACCAGCCGUACAGCGGUUACGGACACAGCAAGUCCGGCUACGGAAACAGAGCUCCAUCCCAGCCUCCUCACAACCAGAGGCACCAAAUUUACGACGCUGAUGGCUCCUACUCUGUUAAAACG
Messenger RNA from Iphiclides podalirius (scarce swallowtail), 450 nucleotides. NCBI's taxonomy places the organism in Eukaryota, Metazoa, Arthropoda, Insecta, Lepidoptera, Papilionidae. The record is from the annotation of a GenBank genome assembly.